AUGUGUGGUGUAGUAGGCGUGGUGAGUAAACAGCCUGUGAAUCAAUUGCUCUAUGAUGCAUUGUUGUUGUUACAGCACCGUGGACAAGAUGCUGCAGGCAUCGUGACUGAGCAAAACGGUGAAACCCUUUAUUUUGAUUUGGAUGGCAAAGUCCACAGCGAAGUUAUCCCUGGUCACCUCCAUAGCCCAUGCCUGUUUGAGUAUGUGUAUUUAGCUAGACCUGAUUCCUCAAUUGAUGGUGUUUCCGUCUAUGAGGCGCGUCUUAAAAUGGGUAAUUAUCUUGCUAAGCAAAUUGAACGUGUUAUUGAUCCCAAAGACAUUGAUGUGGUGAUGCCCAUCCCUGACUCUAGUCGACCUGCGGCCAUGCAAGUUGCCUUGGCACUAGGGAUUGAUUAUCGUGAA
Molecule: messenger RNA, 402 nt
Organism: Darwinula stevensoni
Lineage: Eukaryota; Metazoa; Arthropoda; Ostracoda; Podocopida; Darwinulidae
Source: the annotation of a GenBank genome assembly